Messenger RNA from Aspergillus sclerotioniger CBS 115572, 2579 nucleotides. It is a transcript of the gene vps27, whose product is annotated as ESCRT-0 subunit protein VPS27. Lineage: Eukaryota; Fungi; Ascomycota; Eurotiomycetes; Eurotiales; Aspergillaceae. The record is from RefSeq and is a predicted model, not a curated record. The transcript has 5 exons. Gene Ontology annotation, molecular function: metal ion binding; ubiquitin binding; phosphatidylinositol-3-phosphate binding. Bases 242 to 2401 code for a protein of 719 amino acids. Gene Ontology annotation, cellular component: ESCRT-0 complex. Gene Ontology annotation, biological process: protein transport to vacuole involved in ubiquitin-dependent protein catabolic process via the multivesicular body sorting pathway; protein targeting to vacuole.
CUGUUAUCGGGCGAUCUGCCUGGAGCUUGCUUCCACUCCCUCCUUGGUACUGCGCCGGCUUCAACGGAGGUCUAUUCCUUAAGCACCCAGGUCGUGACCUGGCCAUCUCCUCAGCCUCAUUCCUACGUUUAUCUGUGUCGGGUUACAUCUUCUUUCGCCCCUCUGUUCGCUGCUACCCAACGUCAUAGCGACCCUAGGCUCCGCCCUCGUCAGAUAACCCCAUCCAUUGCGCACCGUCAGCAUGGCGGGGUGGUUCUCUUCAGCUUCACCGAUCGAAGAGCAGGUGGAAAAGGCUACCGCAUCUUCUUUGGAAGACAUUGCUCUUAACCUAGAAAUUUCCGACCUGAUUCGAUCAAAAAGUGUUCAGCCCAAAGAUGCUAUGAGAUGCUUGAAACGGCGGUUAGAAAACAAGAACCCAAACAUACAGCUGGCGACUCUGAAGUUAACAGACACAUGCGUGAAAAAUGGGGGCACGCAUUUUCUGGCGGAAAUUGCGUCGCGUGAGUUCAUGGACAACCUCGUCUCGCUCCUCAAGACCGAGGGGGCUCCGCUGAACUCUGACGUGAAGGGAACGAUGCUCGAGCUAAUCCAGGACUGGGCUAUGGCAGCUCAAGGCCGUAUGGACCUGAGCUAUGUCGGGGAAACGUAUCGGAGGCUGCAGGACGAAGGCUUCCGCUUUCCACCUAAGACCCAGAUUAGUGGAAGCAUGCUGGAGAGCAGCGCGCCUCCUGAAUGGAUUGAUUCCGAUGUCUGCAUGCGCUGUCGUACGCCGUUUAGCUUCAUGAAUCGCAAACACCAUUGCCGUAACUGUGGGAGUGUCUUUGAUGCGCAGUGCUCGAGCAAAACCCUUCCCCUGCCUCACCUCGGAAUCUUGCAGCCUGUUCGGGUUGAUGACGGGUGUUAUGCCAAGUUGACAUCCAAACCAUUUAUGCCGAGCGGUCUUUCGGAUCGGUCCGCAUUCAAAAACAAUUCCAUUACAAAGUCCAGCGUGAUGGAGCCUCGUGGAGCUAGAGCAGAAGGGGGGUUUGACGAUGAUCUCCGUCGGGCUUUGCAGAUGAGCUUGGAGGAGGCGCAGAACAAGGGCUCAAGUGGGUAUGUUCUGCAGAGCACGACUAUCCAGGAGCCACCCAAAGCAUCAUAUCAACCCGCCAUAGAAGAAGAGGAGGAUGCGGACCUGAAGGCUGCUAUUGAGGCAUCCUUACGUGACAUGGAACAACAUAAACAACAGCAUGCGGCUGCUUUGAAGAACGCACCAUCUACAGAUGUCCCAUCCCGUCAGACCCCAAGUGCGACACCUCUGCCUAAGAACCCUUAUGAGCUCAGCCCAGUGGAGGUGGAGAACAUUCACCUUUUCGCUGCUCUCGUCGAUCGGCUCCAGCAUCAGCCUCCGGGAACCAUACUACGUGAACCUCAAAUUCAGGAACUUUAUGAGAGCAUCGGUGCCCUUCGUCCCAAGCUGGCGCGGAGCUAUGGGGAGACCAUGAGCAAACACGAUACACUCCUUGACCUACACGCCAAGCUCUCGACGGUUGUACGAUACUACGAUCGCAUGCUCGAGGAACGUCUGUCCAGCGCUUACUCACAACAUUCUCUGGGCUAUGGGCCGGUCCCUGGAGGAUCGCCUUACCCCAGCAUCUACCCGUCAAUGCCUGCUCCCGCGACUGAUGGGAAGACUGGAUCAGAAAACUAUUAUUAUGGGAAUCCAGUCGCUGAAAAUCACCAAACUCCGACUACACCUUACUCUCAGCCUCAACCCGACAGGGAACUGCACGAACGAGUUGGCACACGCAGUGGUGCCAUGAGUCCUAAUGUAUACGCGCAUCCCUCCCAGUCUAUCCCACCUACCGUGGCUUGGAACGGGAGUGCUCAUGCUGUUGCAUCUCCGCAACCUUCAAGUGCCAGUAUGGCUUUUCCCAGCAAUCCUUCGGCUUACCCCGGACCAGCCGCUCCGACCCAAUUCUACACCUCUCCGCAGCACCUGGAACAGGACUCAAACCCAGUUCAGCACCCCCGGCAAUUCGAAUCAGAUAUGCCUUAUCAGCCCUCGCCUAUUCUGCAACGUGAUCCGCAGUAUCAGCCACCCGCACCGUCGGCGCCAGAUCUACCCACGGACCAGGUGCCGGCUUCCAGCUACAUGCAUUUGACGGAUCCUCAUCCUAUGCAACCUAGUGGUCAAGGGGUACUUCAACGCCAGCCCACAGAUCCGUCCGUUGCAUCGUUUUAUGCCCAGCAGCAACCUCCACAGGGAUCUCCAUUCCCACCCUACCCCCAGGGAACACCGGGACACCAAGGCCAGUCCGUUGGAGAUGUGUCUCCGGUAGGCAUGCCGCCGGCUCACGCACAGUAUCAGCAGCCGGCGCCGACCCGGCCACCGGUGGAGGAAAGUUUGAUUGAGCUGUAAAGGCGGGGGUGGGGCCGAGUUGAGCGUUUUUUCCGGUGAUACGUUUCCUUAAUUAUUAUAUAGUCUUUUGUCACCAUGAUACCAACGGAUUGGUUGUUUGCAUGCCACGAAAUUGUCUGUACAGUUCUCGCAAUCCCACGGAUGGAAAGACGCUGGAAGGCUGUGUUAGUGCUCGUUG